AUGGUCUCUGCCAAGGAGCCAGCGGCCGCGAUGUCUUGGAGGCUGUCUGUCGCCUUCGUCCAGUUCCUGUGCCUGGCGACCUGCCUCACGGUGCUCCCGGGACAGCUCAAAAAGGAGGAGAGGUUGUGGCCGGAGAAUUUCACACGCAUCCUGGACCGUCUCUUGGAUGGCUAUGACAACAGGCUGCGUCCUGGAUUUGGGGGUUCUGUUACUGAAGUCAAAACAGAUAUCUAUGUCACCAGUUUUGGACCCGUUUCUGAUGUAGAGAUGGAGUACACGAUGGAUGUUUUCUUCCGUCAGACAUGGGUGGACAAACGGUUAAGAUACGAUGGUCCAAUUGAAAUCCUAAGACUUAACAACCUCAUGGUUACAAAAGUGUGGACACCGGACACUUUCUUCCGGAACGGGAAAAAAUCUGUUUCACAUAAUAUGACGGCUCCAAACAAACUUUUUAGAAUUAUGAGAAAUGGCACCAUCCUGUAUACAAUGAGGCUCACCAUCAGUGCCGAGUGUCCCAUGAGGUUGGUGGAUUUCCCGAUGGAUGGCCAUGCUUGUCCUCUGAAAUUUGGGAGUUAUGCGUAUCCAAAGAGCGAAAUGAUUUACACGUGGACAAAAGGACCUAAGAAUUCUGUGGAAGUCCCUGAAGAGUCUUCCAGUUUAGUUCAGUAUGACCUGCUUGGGCAUACAGUAUCCAAUGAAACUGUUAAAUCUAUUACAGGGGAAUAUAUUGUUAUGACAGUGUAUUUUCACCUCCGACGGAAAAUGGGAUAUUUUAUGAUACAGACCUAUAUCCCAUGCAUCAUGACUGUGAUCCUCUCCCAGGUUUCAUUUUGGAUCAAUAAGGAGUCUGUUCCAGCCAGAACUGUUUUUGGAAUAACCACAGUUUUGACCAUGACAACUCUAAGCAUCAGUGCAAGGCAUUCCUUACCCAAAGUUUCCUACGCCACAGCCAUGGACUGGUUCAUCGCGGUGUGUUUUGCGUUUGUAUUCUCUGCCCUGAUUGAGUUUGCGGCUGUCAACUAUUUCACGAACAUUCAAACGGAAAAAGCCAAAAGGAAGGCUGUGAAAUCCAUCCCCGAAUUUCCAGCAACUCUCAUCCAGAGGGAAAACGGUGCAGAAGAGGCGCCCACGAGUACAGACUCAAAUUCAAACGUGAGGAAAAGAACUAAUACCACGGUACAGCCGGAAGCUGAGAACAUGAAGCGAAUUGACACAGGAAACAGUUCAGUGCCGCUUCCUCCAGUAACUCAGGGGCCUUCGGAUGUUACGCCCCGAUCCCCUUCGGCGUCGAGUCCGAACCCGUUCAGUCGCAUUAGCCUUUCAGAGACGCUGGCUUCUGCAAGAGCGACGCCCUCGGCCCCUCCUUCAACUCCAGUUCUAACUGGAUACAUCCCCCAGCAAGCCUCAGCAGGAUCUCCAGCGAUCCAUCAUUUGCUUGGAUCUAGACUGGAGCAGAUUCAGACGACAGCAAAUACUUUGGGAUCGUCUGCAAAGCCGGCGGCUAACCCUCCUCCAGCUCCUCCGCCCUUAAGUUCUGGCACCAGUAAGAUAGACAAAUAUGCACGCAUUUUGUUUCCUGUCACUUUUGGAGCUUUUAACAUGGUCUACUGGGUGGUGUAUCUAUCCAAGGACACCAUGGAAAAAUCAGAAAGUCUAAUGUAGUCUCGCUGCUAUGUAGUAGGGAUUUUUUCUGAAAUUUAUUCUAAACACCUUUGAAUGCAGAGUUUCUUCUUUUAAAACUAUUUUUUAAAAAAGAAACCUUUAAUGCUAUUUUUUAAAAACAACAACCUCUGUGCUCGUUUUCCCAUGGUAAAGGGCAGAUGUUAUUAGAU
Messenger RNA from Euleptes europaea (tarantolino), 1832 nucleotides. RefSeq names its product gamma-aminobutyric acid type A receptor subunit alpha4 (gene GABRA4). Gene Ontology annotation, molecular function: GABA-gated chloride ion channel activity; transmitter-gated monoatomic ion channel activity involved in regulation of postsynaptic membrane potential; benzodiazepine receptor activity. The transcript has 9 exons. Gene Ontology annotation, cellular component: postsynapse; neuron projection; synapse. Gene Ontology annotation, biological process: monoatomic ion transmembrane transport; synaptic transmission, GABAergic; signal transduction. The record is from RefSeq and is a predicted model, not a curated record. The coding region runs from base 1 to 1662 and encodes 553 amino acids. NCBI's taxonomy places the organism in Eukaryota, Metazoa, Chordata, Lepidosauria, Squamata, Sphaerodactylidae.